Messenger RNA from Salarias fasciatus (jewelled blenny), 3153 nucleotides. RefSeq names its product klotho beta (gene klb). NCBI's taxonomy places the organism in Eukaryota, Metazoa, Chordata, Actinopteri, Blenniiformes, Blenniidae. The transcript has 6 exons. The record is from RefSeq and is a predicted model, not a curated record. The coding region runs from base 1 to 3153 and encodes 1050 amino acids. Gene Ontology annotation, biological process: carbohydrate metabolic process. Gene Ontology annotation, molecular function: hydrolase activity, hydrolyzing O-glycosyl compounds.
AUGCUUAACCACUUUUCUAUUUCUACACGUCGGUAUGUUUUGUUCUGCCUAUCAUUGUUGGUGUACCACUGGAAGGAGGCAGCCUGCUCUCCUGGUCAGGGCAGGAGUAUUUGGCAGCAGCCUAAACUGGACCCCGCUUUCAAAGUCCAGCCUUUCCUUCAUGACGCCUUUUCCUCUGGGUUCCUCUGGGGCUCGGGGACCUCUGCCUUCCAGACAGAAGGAGCCUGGACCCAGGAUGGGAAAGGCACUUCCAUCUGGGACCAUUUCACACACACAGCUGUAGGUGGCAACUCAACAGAAGAGACUGCCAAUACAGCCAGCGACAGCUACAACCGCUGGGAAGAAGAUGUAGAGGCUCUGGAAUAUCUCGGCGUCAGUUCGUAUUCUUUUUCCCUCUCCUGGCCGAGGCUCUUUCCUGAUGGGAACGCUAGAAAUCAGCCAAACACAGCUGCUGUGGAGCAUUAUAGCCAGCUCAUAGAGACACUCCUGAAGAAGAACAUAGAGCCCAUAGUCACUCUCUACCACUGGGACCUGCCUCAGAAGCUGCAAGAGCAAUAUGGCGGCUGGAAAAAUGACACACUGGUCCACCUGUUUGAGGACUACGCUGCUUUCUGCUUCCAGACAUUUGGAAGCCGUGUCAAGUACUGGAUCACAAUGCAUAAUCCGUACCUGGUGGCUGUGCAGGGGUAUGGGACAGGUGUGCACGCUCCUGGAGAGAAAGGGGGGCCUGCUGCCUCUCUGAUUGUGGCUCACAACUUGAUCAAGGCACAUGCCAAAGCAUGGCACGUCUACAAUGCUACCUUCCGCACAACUCAGGGGGGAAAAGUAUCCAUUGUUCUCGGUUCUCACUGGGUUGAACCUCAAAGAGGCCAAAUCACUGCUGCUAAUGUUGAGUUUUGUCAGCAUUCAGUGGAAGCGGUCCUUGGCUGGUUCGCUCAGCCCAUCUUUGGCAAUGGAGACUACCCCAUGUCACUGAGGAUCCAGCAUGGGCCUCUCCUGCCUGUCUUCACCCCUGAGGAGAAGGCCUGGGUUCAGAAAACCGCGGACUUCUUUGCUUUGUCUUUUGGGCCAAACAACUUCCGCCUCGGACGCAACCUGGUCCACUUCGGCCAGGCAGUGACUCCAGACCUGCGGCGCCUGCUGGGCUGGAUCAAGCUGGAGUAUGGGAACCCCAGGGUGCUGGUGGCCGAGGGAGGCUGGUUCUCUGAAGCCAAUAAAGGAAAGGACGACACAGUGGCCAUCUAUCUGAUGAAAAAUUUCAUCAACCAAGUCUUACAAGCGGUAAGAUUUGAUGGUGUGCAGGUGUUUGGCUACAUAGCCUGGUCACUGGUUGAUGGGUUUGAGUGGAACUACUCAUACACCGUCAGACGAGGCCUUUUCUACAUUGACUUCAGUCAAUCGAAUCGGAUCAGGAUCCCAAAGACUUCGGCUCAGUACUACAGGAACAUUGUCAAUGACAAUGGCUUCCCACAGGAAGAAACCCCCGCUGAGGUCAAAGGUCGUUUCCCUUGCGUAUUUCAUUGGGGUAUCGCUGACUCAACAUUACAGGUCCACUUCUUCCCCUUCUCCCCACAAUUUAUUGAUCCUCAUCUGUACACCUGGAAUGUGACGGGAGACGGCUCGCUGCAUCCAGUCUCAGAAGUAAAGCUCCAAACCCGAGGAGAACAAUGCACUGACUAUCUGGCCAUCCGAAACCAUCUUCGCCUGUUUGCGUCCACUGGAGCGUCUCACUAUCGCUUUGCCCUAAACUGGUCUCUGAUUUUACCUCAUGGAGACCGCUCAAAGGUGGACACUGAGGUUCUGAGGUACUACCGCUGUGUUCUGACUGAGCUCAAGAGGCUGCAGCUGGAGGCUGUCGUGGUCAUGUACUAUCCAACACACCAUGCACCGAACCUGGGCUUACCCGCGUCGCUGCACGCCGCCGGGGGGUGGCUCAAUUACAGCACAGUGGAGGUUUUUAAGGAAUACGCAGCACUUUGCUACGAGGAGCUGGGUGACUGGGUUCAGUACUGGAUCACCAUAAAUGAGCCCAACAGAUUGGUGGAUAUUUACCUGAACGGGAAGGAAAUGCACCAGGCUGCUCAUAACCUUCUUCUGGCUCAUGCUAAAGCCUGGAGGUUAUAUGAGCGGGACUAUUACGGUCGUCAGCAGGGACUGGUGUCUCUGGCGCUGCAUGCUGACUGGGCCACACCUGCCAAUCCUUACUUGGAGUCUCAUUCGGCAGCGGCAGAGCGAUUUCUUCUGUUUGAGCUCGGCCGCUUCUUAGACCCAUUGCUGGGGACGGUACAUGAGGAAAAGCAGGCCAAAGGGGAUUACCCACACGAAAUGAAGAUGUACCUGGAGGAGAGGGCGCGAGUGAUGGGCCUCCCUGGAUCCCCUCUUCCGAUUUUUACAGACGCUGAGCGUGAGGAGCUGAGAGGGGCGAUGAGUUUUAUCGCACUGAACCAUUUCACAACCCGCCUUGUUUCUCCAUAUCCACACAUGCAGAAACCACCUCCAGAUCACGACUGUUUACUCCUCUCCGACCCCACCUGGCCCUCCUCUGGCCUGGGGCAGGCUGUUGUACCCUGGGGCCUCAGGAAGAUGCUGAACUGGGUGAACCAGAGAUAUGGAGGAACUGUCCCCAUCAUAGUAACAGGCAGCGGGGUUGAUGAUCAGGCUCCGUCUGAGGAUAAACUCAGACAAUACUACAUCAGGAGUUACCUCCAAGAAGCUCUCAGAGCUGUACAUUUAGACGGCGUAAACUUGCAAGGCUUCUACGUGUGGAAGCUCCAAGAUCGACACGCCCCCCAGUUUGGCCUCUUCACCUCCGCCCAACACCAAUCCAAAGCUAAAGCCUCCAUCGCUGCGUACAGGGAAAUCAUCGCUCACAGGGGUUCCCCUGACAAUGACACCACGGCGCCCUGCAGGUCCACUGAACCACACAAACCUUGUUCAGUGUGUGCAUGGAUGCUGAGGAACAAGACGAUGCUGGUUUUCGGAGGCUGCCUCCUAAUGACGACCAUGACGCUGGCAGCACUCAUCAUCUUCUUCAUCACUACCAAGAAAAACCACACACACAGGAGAGGGAGGAGCACUAUGAGCCGGAGGAGGAGGAGGAGAAGAAGUGAAGGAGUAUCGGUGUGUUUGUGUCCUCCUGUUGUUGACUGGUGA